CACAGGGUGCAAGGUCCCCUUUAUGUGGUUAAAUGCCUUAGACGAUCCGGAAGAUGUGGCUAAUAUCAGUUGGGGUAGUGCUGCUUUAGCAUACCUGUAUCAUUAUUUGUGCGAGGCUUCUGUAGGCAGACAGAGAAGAGAUGUGGGUGGACCUAUGGUUCUCUUGCAGCUGUGGGCCUGGGAAAGAAUGCCUACAUUGAGGCCAGCCUUCUUGAUAUCGCCUAUGCACAUGCCGUAUACCCCGUGCGGAGCCAAGUGGCACGGAGUUACUGAAAUUGGAAAUGCUCCCCGACAUUCAGUCGCUCAUUAUCGUGAUCAGUUAUCACUGAUCCGUCCUGGCCAGUUUCUGUGGACACCCUAUGCAGACUGUAUCCUCCCUGAGUACUGCAUUGAUUCGACUGCAUCCUACUUGUGCGAUACUUAUUUGGUGUGCUGGUCAUUUGUCGAGGCACACGAGGCUGGACGCGUUUCCCGACAAUUUAACCGCUACCAGCGUAUUCCUCAGUACUGUGAUAGGAUGCUACAUAGCUCCGGCCAUUUGAGUAAAAGUCAUCGCCGUGGGAGGAAGGGCGCUGAUUGGGCUAAGGUACAUAAGUUCUUCAUUGAUGAAUGGGACUUGCGCCACGACAGGUUCCAAGCAACUUUUGACCACGCAACGGCGACAAUGGAUGGUCGCAUUAAUCCGGGCUAUAUGGCGUGGUACAAUAGGAUCACCGUGUCGUACCUAGUUCAACCUGGGACACAGUCAACUGAAGGGAUGAACGAGGCAGCCUCUUCUAAUUUAUUGGCGGUUGAGACCCUUCAGGGGAUAUGGCAUUUGACCUCUGAGCAUGACACAGACCCUCGGUUACGGCAGAUUCGAGAAAUGGCUGCUUCGGCACUUCGUGCGAUGAACCAUGCUGAUGCGAUGGAGUAUCCAUCUUCUCAACGGCAAAAUGUGGUCGUGCCGCCACGCCCACCAACUUCUCUUCGUCAUGGACUGCCGGGUGUCCGGACGGGUGGGCACGGGAUUACACGACAGCAUAGGUUGGCCACCCCCCACCUAAGUCCACCAUCGUAGCACAGUGACCAACAUUCUUUUGUAAUCCUAUUCAGCAUUCGAACCGCACCACUGUUGACAUCAUAUAGUGCUCGACGUCUUCUGGCAAAUUUACGUUCCUGAGAA
This is a messenger RNA of Salvia splendens (bonfire salvia), 1165 nucleotides long. Its product is annotated as serine/threonine-protein phosphatase 7 long form homolog. The transcript has 5 exons. The record is from RefSeq and is a predicted model, not a curated record. Gene Ontology annotation, biological process: meristem maintenance; meristem development. NCBI's taxonomy places the organism in Eukaryota, Viridiplantae, Streptophyta, Magnoliopsida, Lamiales, Lamiaceae. The coding region runs from base 23 to 1060 and encodes 345 amino acids.